CUCGAGUUGUGGUAGUGACGGCACGCGACUACUGUCAACGCUCGCUUAUACGUUUAAAGUGUGUGUUUUUUUUUGUUUGAUUUUUCUUAGUUGUUUUUGUUUUGGCAAAAGUUGAAAUCUGCAAUUCAAAACUAAAUAAAUUAUUGAUAAUCAAAGACUUGAAGAAAAAGAAAAAAAAGCAACAACUCAAGAAUUUUACAAGAAAUCUGUGGUGGCUGUAUAAAAAUAUAAAUAAAUGCAAAUACAGUAAAUGCAAACAAAGAAUAAUUAUAAGUGUUUUUUAAAAAUAAAAAAUAAAUAAAACAAGGAAAGAAUACAAUGCAAUUUUAAACUCCUUGAAAGAUAAAAAAUAAUAUAAAGUGAUAAAAUAGACAUUAUAUCGAGUAUCAAGAAUGUUCCUUGAAGUUAAAUAAGACAAAUGUUUUUACAAGAGAACUAAUUUAAUAAUAAAAUCAAUUUAAACAAAAAAAUAAACAAUUGGCAACAAUAAUAACAAAACUACAAUUAUAAAAGUUCAGCUGAAUGGUUGGUUCCCUCCCUACAAAAACAUCAUCACAUCAACAUCAUUAUAACAGUCAUCCAUCGACAGGCAGCGUCUAUCGUUUCAUAAUUUUUAUUAUCAAUUGUAAAAACUGAAAAUACUACAAAUAAUGAUUGUGGACAAGAAGAGCAUGCAGGCAGCACUGGCAGAAGAUUUCAAUCAAAUCAAUUUAAAUAACAUAAAUUUAAAUAUUACAACAACAAAUACAGCAACAACAACAAUGUCGAACACUGAGCCACAAAUAGACUUAGCUACAACAACCGCAUCCACAACCACAACAACACCAACAGCAAUAGUGCAACAUACACAACACAAACAAACCAAGUCCAUGGCUCAAUCACCUCUCAAUAAAAGGCGUCACACUGCCUUGCCACAUUCACUGAUUAUGAAUCAACAGCAACAACAACACCAUACCCAACACCACCACCACCAUCAGUCACAAAAACAGACCCUAGAGGAACUGAACGAUUUUGAUGUACUGGAAUAUAAACCGAUUUUAAGAAAAUCUCUGUCAACGCCCACCUUUAAUGCUUUAGAAGCACCCCAACAACAUCCCCUAAAAAGUGAAGUUACAAUAAUUACCAAUCAUAAUCAUCAUCACCAGCAGCAGCAGCAACAUCAUCAUGAGCAACAGCAAGAACAUCAUCAUCACCUUUGUCAAGUCCAUACAAAAAACAUGAUUAAUUCAUGUAAAAAUAAAUCAACGAUUUUAAAUAAUAAUUGCAACACCUUAUCAGCAACAACAGCAACAACUACAGCAUCGAAUAUCACAACAACAACAAUAGCUACUAAUUCUAAUUCUUCCUCAUCAUCAGAUACAACAACAACAUCAUCAUUAAAUCAACGCUUGGGUUGUGCUCAUUAUAAACGUCGAGCUAUGUUUGUGACACCUUGCUGCAACAAAUUCUACAAAUGUCGCUUUUGUCAUGAUGAAAAUGAAUCUCAUCAUUUCGAUCGCAAAACCCUCACAGAACUGAUAUGCUCGGAGUGUAAUACAAGGCAACAAGUACAAGAACGUUGUCAAACCUGUGGCAUACGUUUUGGAAAGUACACCUGUCUCAUUUGUAAUCUCUUCGAUGAUUCGAAUAAACGCCAAUAUCACUGUGAUCAGUGCGGCAUUUGUCGCAUUGGUGGCCGGGAAAAUUUCUUUCACUGUAAAGUCUGCAACAUGUGUUUACCCAUACAAUUGAAAAUUGAUGGCCACCGGUGCGUUGAAAAUAUAUCACGUUCCCACUGUCCAGUGUGUCUCGGCGACAUACAUACCUCACGCAUUCCAUGUCACAUUCCCGAUUGCGGCCAUCUGCUGCAUAAAAUGUGCUUUGAUCAGCUAUUAACCUCAGGCCAUUAUACAUGUCCCACCUGUCAAACCUCACUGAUAGACAUGACAGCACUGUGGGAGUAUUUGGAUGCUCAGGCUGAACUGAUGCCCAUACCUAAGAAAUAUGAAAAUCAAAGAAUACAUAUAUUUUGCAAUGAUUGUCAUAAGACUUCCAAAACAAAAUUCCAUUUUAUUGGUUUGAAAUGUUUAAACUGUGGCGCUUACAAUACCACUCAGGAUGUUAAGAGACGCAUGUCUCUGGUAACAGAUGAACCCACGUCCGCAUGACAUUUGGUGUUUUCCAAAGCUUCUGUACUAAAGACGUCUACAAUGCAUAAAUUGAAAAACUUAAUAUUUAGUUUAUUCGAAAAUAUGUUUUAAUUUUCUACAGGACUUGCCACUUUUUUUU
Calliphora vicina (urban bluebottle blowfly) is the source of this 2268-nucleotide messenger RNA. RefSeq names its product Ring finger and CHY zinc finger domain containing 1 (gene Rchy1). The transcript has 7 exons. NCBI's taxonomy places the organism in Eukaryota, Metazoa, Arthropoda, Insecta, Diptera, Calliphoridae. The coding region runs from base 651 to 2147 and encodes 498 amino acids. Gene Ontology annotation, molecular function: zinc ion binding. The record is from RefSeq and is a predicted model, not a curated record.